Perkinsus marinus ATCC 50983 is the source of this 186-nucleotide messenger RNA. RefSeq lists its product as hypothetical. The transcript has a single exon. The record is from RefSeq and is a predicted model, not a curated record. Lineage: Eukaryota; Perkinsozoa; Perkinsida; Perkinsidae. The coding region runs from base 1 to 186 and encodes 61 amino acids.
AUGCCCUCUCCACGGAAGAACUCUGUACAGUUGAGUGCCGCUGCCGCUGCUGCUGCUGAGGAAGAGGAAGAAAGCUCGCCGCAAGUCGAUUACGGAGAAGAAUGGGAGGAAAUUGAACGCGAAGAAGAGCAGUCUAGGAUUGGUAAUAGGGCUUCGGGUAUUCAACAACGUAUUGGGAAAGCAUAA